AUGCGCUUCUCCGUGGCACAGGCGCUCGCCCCCUCCCCCCCCCUUCCCCCCGGGGCACAGCCAUCGCGAGAACAUGCUCGUGCCGGGGCUGGGCUUUUUGUCGACGUGGCACAUCACACGAGCAGCGGAGAUGGACAGGAUCUUGCAUUGAUUGCCUGGGCUCCGGUGGGCGAUGAUGACAAGAAAGGAAAGGGUCAGGUGCGCCCUGACGAGUGCGUUGCGUCAAAGGUGGAUGGAUGGGUUGGUCCUACUGCCAUGUCGAGAACCUUUUUUUUUUUUUUUGCCCCUACAAUCCCAUUUAUUUCAAAAACCAAGUGGCUGCGAGACCUCGCAUCAACAUUUGCCGUGUCGCAGAUCCCCCCUUCGGGAAUAGGCCUCUCCGCGGAAAAAGAGGGUGCCAACCGUCCACGACUCAAACGCCACACGGGCUUAUUUAGUUUAUCUUUGUGUGUUUAA
This is a messenger RNA of Beauveria bassiana ARSEF 2860, 456 nucleotides long. RefSeq lists its product as uncharacterized. NCBI's taxonomy places the organism in Eukaryota, Fungi, Ascomycota, Sordariomycetes, Hypocreales, Cordycipitaceae. The record is from RefSeq and is a predicted model, not a curated record. The coding region runs from base 1 to 456 and encodes 151 amino acids. The transcript has a single exon.